This is a messenger RNA of Vicia faba (fava bean), 294 nucleotides long. Lineage: Eukaryota; Viridiplantae; Streptophyta; Magnoliopsida; Fabales; Fabaceae. The record is from the annotation of a GenBank genome assembly.
AUGGUCGAUCCUCCAAAAUUAGAACGAUAUGAGGCAUGGUGGAUGGCUUGGCAGAGGCCAUCCAGAGUUUUUACAUCUGAGGCAACAAACUUAAUAGCUAUUUUGGUUGGUGACUUAGUGGAAAAGAGUACACGAAGUGAUAUUGGUUUUGAAGAACGUAAGGAUAUAUUGAUUGUUACGCUUGGAACAAAUGAACUCCCUGGUCGGAUCCACACUGCUCCUAGGGGUGUGGGCUUUAAGAAGUUCUUUGAAAAAAUUUCACACUCCACCUUACGAGGUGUCUUAAUCUUCUAG